Molecule: messenger RNA, 309 nt
Organism: Monoraphidium neglectum
Lineage: Eukaryota; Viridiplantae; Chlorophyta; Chlorophyceae; Sphaeropleales; Selenastraceae
Exons: 3
Coding region: 1-309 (102 amino acids)
Source: RefSeq, a predicted model, not a curated record
AUGAUUGCCCUGUGGCUUGACGAGGAGUGGUGCCCCCAGGGGGUGCACCAGGACCUGGGCCGCGCGGCCGGCGACGCCUACGCCCGCAUCCGCGCCGGCGGGGAGGACGAGAUGGGCGGCCUGCUGUUGGCCCUCAGCAACGAGCUUAUGGGCUUCAAUUACCGGGAGUGCUUUGUUGGCCCCUUUGACGUCUCAAACAAGGUGGUGAAGAUGCUGAUGCAGCGCGAGGGCACCGAUGUUUGCUGCACGUCAGAUUCGGAUGCGACGCGGGCCGCGCGGUUCGAGGCGGGCUCGGACCGCCAGGCGUGA